AUGAGACUCCCUCAAGCCCCGGUCCUUAGCCUUCUUGUUUUUGUCGCCAGCACAACUGCUGUGCCCCAGAACGUGAAGAGAGACGCUCAAUUCAACGUCGGCCAGCCCAUUGACGCCAACGGCAAGGGAGGCCCGAUUCUUGGCGGAACCAAUAACCAGAUCGAUAGAGACAACCCCGACAACCUCGGCCAGCAGCCGACCGACAACGGUGUCGUGCCAAACCUGAAGUGGAGGUUCUCGGAUUCCAAGACUCGCAUCCUGAAGGGAGGCUGGGUGCGCGAGCAGGUUAUCCAGGACCUGCCCCAGAGCCACGAUAUCGCGGCCGCUCAGCAGCACCUCAAGAAGGGCGCCAUUCGCGAGUUGCACUGGCACAAAGUGGCCGAAUGGGGCAUCGUCUACUCUGGGAGCGUAAUCAUCGGCGCAGUCGGUGAGGACGGCAAGAGCCAGGUCGAGAAGCUCAACUAUGGAGACAUUUGGUAUUUCCCCAAGGGGGCCGCUCACUACAUCCAGGGGGUUGAUGAAGAAAACGAGUAUCUUCUAGCCUUUGACGAGGCUGACUUUGACAAGAUUGGAACCACCUUCAACAUCGUCGACUGGCUGGCUCACACCCCAAGAGACAUCCUGGCCAGGAACUUUGGAGUUGACCGCUCCGUCUUUGACAACCUACCAGCCACGAACCCGUACAUACUCAACGGGACGACGGCCACUACCGAAGUGACCGUCAGUCCAGACCAGUAUCUGUCGGGCAACAGCUCGUUCGUGUACCGCACGUUUGAGCACCCGCCCGAAGUGGUCCCCGGCAACGGCGGCGAGUUCAGGAAGAUCGAUUCGACCAAUUUCCCGAUCAGCAAGACGAUUGCAGCCACGUUUGUCACUCUGAAGCCCGGGGGGUUGCGAGAGCUUCACUGGCAUCCCAAUGCCGAGGAGUGGCUCUACUUCCACAAGGGUAAAGGGAAGGCAACGGCAUUCAUCGGAAAUACUGCCGCGCGAACCUUUGAUUUCGAGGCUGGGGAUACGGGCGUAUUCCCGGACAACUCUGCACAUUACAUCGAGAACACUUCCGACACGGAGGACCUGGUUUGGAUUGAACUGUACAAGUCGGACAGGGUAGUAGACAUAUCUCUUGCUCAAUGGCUGGCACUCACGCCACCCGAGAUUGUUGCACAGACUUUGAAGGUUCCCGUCGAAUUCGUUGGACAGUUGAAGAAGGAGAAGCAGAUACUGAUCUAG
Molecule: messenger RNA, 1230 nt
Organism: Colletotrichum spaethianum
Lineage: Eukaryota; Fungi; Ascomycota; Sordariomycetes; Glomerellales; Glomerellaceae
Product: putative oxidoreductase bli-4, mitochondrial
Exons: 5
Coding region: 1-1230 (409 amino acids)
Biological process (GO): oxalate metabolic process
Cellular component (GO): cell wall
Source: RefSeq, a predicted model, not a curated record